Effrenium voratum is the source of this 351-nucleotide messenger RNA. NCBI's taxonomy places the organism in Eukaryota, Dinophyceae, Suessiales, Symbiodiniaceae. The record is from the annotation of a GenBank genome assembly.
AUGUUUCUGGUUGUGGUAGCCUUUUUCGGCGACACUGGGAAGGUGGUCUUGGCCAAGGCGGAAAGCUUCCAAGAUGUGUUCCUCAACUUCAGCUCCUCCGCGCUGGCGCUCUUCGCCAUCCGGUCCUUGUUCUUCGUGGUGCGGGACUUCUUCAGCCUCUCCAGCCUCACGCGCUCCACCUUGGCCGUGGUGCUGCUUCUGAUGGGCCUUGAGAUGUUGGCCGGCCACGCCGUCUACGUGAGUGCCUUUACCUCCUGCCUGGUCUUCGCCUGCAUGCUGGCGCUGUCUGUGGGCGUCUCCACCUUGCACGAGUGCCACGAGAAGCCCUUGUCGGACCUCCGCGCCUUCUGA